UCAUGAUGUCAUCAUCUUUCUCAGAGACUGAUCUUCACGCUGUGAUCAGGAAGGGGAAUCUCCUGAAGGACGUCCACAUGAGAUACAUCCUGCACCAACUGCUGAAGGCCACAAAGUUCCUGCACUCCGGGAAUGUCAUCCACCGAGACCAGAAGCCCUCUAAUAUCCUGCUGGAUGCGGACUGUUUGGUGAAGCUGUGUGACUUCGGCCUGGCGCGCUCCCUGUACCAAAUCCAGGAGGAUUCUGGGAAUCCAGCUCUCACAGAGUACGUCGCCACACGCUGGUACCGUGCUCCAGAGAUCUUACUGGCAUCUCACAGGUAUACCAAGGGCGUGGAUAUGUGGAGCAUCGGCUGUAUCCUGGCAGAGAUGCUGCUGGGCAAACCACUCUUCCCGGGCACCUCCACCAUCAACCAGAUAGAGCGCAUCAUGAAUGUCAUCCCCGCACCAACACAAGAAGACGUCUUGGCUAUAAGGUCGGACUAUGGCGCGUCGGUGAUUGGACGGAUGAAUGCGCGUCAGAGGAUUCCUCUGCUGGAGCUGCUGCCCCCAAGUUGUCCCCCAGAAGCCAUUGACUUGCUGAGUAAACUCCUUGUCUUCAACCCUGACAAGAGGCUGACGGCAGAGGAGGCGCUAGAGCACCCAUAUGUGCGCAGGUUUCACUCUGUGGCCCGGGAGCCGGCCCUGGAUUAUGAUGUCAUUCUCCCAUUGGAUGACGACAUUCAGCUGUCCGUGGCCGAGUACAGGAACAAGUUGUAUGAGAUGAUUCUUGAGAGAAAAACAAACACUCGGAGACAGAAGAGAGAGACCCGUAAGGAGAACGCCAAACCUUCAACCAAAACUUCACCGGACGCAGAGGAGAAGGACACAGCGCCCCCUGGAGCCCACACCUGCCACGUCCCAGGGGCAACUGGUGAACCCACCCCAAAAGCUGACAGCUGUGCCCAGAACACCCAGCAGAGCACCCCGAAACCCAAGUCUCCUGCCUAUAACCUCAUCAACCACAGUGUUACUCAGGCGGGGUUCACCCAUUGGCGAGGAGCUGCCCAGCAGAAGAAAGUGGGAAGUCAGCAAAGCCAUGAGCCCCCCGUCUCCUCUGGGGCAACACAGGCGGUCAGUAAAGGUGUGGAACCACGAGGAAAGACCGCGCCUGUUACAAGAACCCGCUCAUUCUCACUCACACAGCAAGCGAGGGCGGCCGCUCCCAACAACCCUCUGACACGGAAGGACACGAUACCUAGCACAACAGUGAGCGUUGCCGCUGUCAGCGCCAGACUGAACCAGCGCUCUCCCACAGUGCAGACUCGGGACGUGAGAUCCGUUCACAAGUUAAGUAAGAAGAUGUUUCAGGGGGUGUCCAAUGUGAGCACGACGGGUGACCCCAAAGCUUCGCUGCACAGUUACACCCAGGCCUAUGGGACCAUCAGUAAAUCAGCGCUGCAGAACCUGAGCCUACAGAAUGCCUCGCCGACCAACAAAUGACUGACACUGGCGAGGAAUCCUCUGGAGUAAACCAUUGUCUGGCCCCAUCAUGCAGGGGCCCUGGUCUCACUGGUACACAGAGUGCGCCUCUUCUGCAGCAGAUCCUGAAGUGCCUUUAACCAAGGAGCGGUGACAUUUAAAGAACUAUGAUCUAUGCCUUGUACAUGACCCAACCCCGGGGUCACUGAUCAGGCAAUCAGUGCAGGGAGAGCUCAAUAAGGGAUAUACAAAAAAAACACUUAGGGAAGGUAAGUGCUGGGGAUGUGCGCUAAAACCAAACUUUUAUUAUCAUCAAAUAAAAUAUCUAAGUGUAUAAUAUCACAACACAAACUCUCUGUCACACCAGGGGCCCAGUUCGUAUUCCGCCACUCUGGGUGAUAUUUACUUAUCCACCAACGCGUUUAUACCAACAGAUCGGUGCUGGUUUCAUCAGGGGGUAGGUACUUAAGGCCAAAAUGGGCUUGGUUCUUAAGGGGUUAAGGACCAGACCAAUUUUAUUUUAGCAUUUUCGUUUUUUCCUCCUCGCCUUCUAAAAAUCAUAAUUCUCUUAUAUUUCCAUCCACAGACCCAUAUGAGGGCUUGUUUUUUUGCGUCACGAAUUGUACUUUGUAAUUACAUCACUUAUUUUACCAUAAAAUGUACGGCGCAACCAAACAGAUAUUAUGUGGGAAAAUUUGAAAAGAAAACCCUAAUUUAGCAAAUUUUGGAAGGUUUUGUUUUCACGCUGUACACUUUCCGGUAAAAAAUGACAUGUUUUCUUUAUUCUGUGGGUUAAUACGAUUAAAAUGAUCCCCAUGAUUAUAUUUAUAACUUACAGUAAAUUCGAUUCGUCACGAACUUCUCAGCUCGGCGGUCGA
Molecule: messenger RNA, 2338 nt
Organism: Hyla sarda
Lineage: Eukaryota; Metazoa; Chordata; Amphibia; Anura; Hylidae
Product: mitogen-activated protein kinase 15-like
Exons: 10
Coding region: 3-1481 (492 amino acids)
Biological process (GO): intracellular signal transduction; protein phosphorylation
Cellular component (GO): cytoplasm; nucleus
Molecular function (GO): protein serine/threonine kinase activity; ATP binding
Source: RefSeq, a predicted model, not a curated record